Molecule: messenger RNA, 2580 nt
Organism: Notolabrus celidotus (New Zealand spotty)
Lineage: Eukaryota; Metazoa; Chordata; Actinopteri; Labriformes; Labridae
Exons: 6
Coding region: 364-1962 (532 amino acids)
Source: RefSeq, a predicted model, not a curated record
UUUAGGUAGGACUCCCAUCUGCAUUACCUCUCCAGAGCAGAAGGUGGCAGUAAUGUGCAACAGGCCCUAUUCAUCUGCCAAUGCACUGCAUGGCAAAGGAGAGCAAUUACCAGGAGUUGGGAGAUCGCAGUUUACUGACUAAAUUUUUAAUCUGUUUGCAUCAUCAACAUUUUAACUAUCUACGGUGGAGAAAUGUCUUAAUCGAGAAACCUGUGACUAUAAAAGUGGCCUGUGUCACCGAACCACAAGGAUCUCCUGUUCAAGUUCAUCUCCAUCUGCCAUCCUCCUGUGAAAGUGUCCUGUUCUUCAGCUUCAUCAAACAAGAAUGUCUGCAAAAAAGGGGGUCAUCUGCCAAUCUCAGGAAUGGCUCCAGUGAAGCUCCGAAUCAUACUUGGAGAGAACAACUCCCAGAGACUUACCCUGGAAAAUGGGAUUCCAGAGACUGUUUCUGAACUUGUUCAGCACAUCAAGAGUCAGUGUGGGGUAGAGGCAGACUUCAGGCUUCAAUUCAUGGAUGUUGAGUUUGGCAAUGAAUUUACAAAUUUGACUUCAGUAACAGAGAUCCAGGACAAAAGUACUAUCAAGCUCAUCUUUGACUCAGAUUCCUCUGCCCUGCCCGGUGGCUCCCCGCCCCCUCCCUACUCGGCUCCCACUACAUCUCGCUCCUCUGAUGACUCUUUGUCACAGACAUCAUUUGAUACAGACAUCUUGUCCUCUCCUGAGUCCAACUCUUCUAGAUCCUCUGGAUGGCCUGUUUUUUUCUAUGUGCCCCGAUUCCCAUAUGAUUGUGAGCUGGAGCUGGGUAAAGCCAAUACUGCAUUUAAAGAAACCGGAACUUUGUUGAAUCCUGAAAUUAGACUAAAAACUGCUAUUCUUGACAGCUUAGCUGAAGCGAUUGUUAAGCACAAAGUGUACCCCGCUGACGGCGAGUUUGAAGCUGUAGCAGAAGCCCUUGUAUCGUCUCAUCCAUGUUUGAAAGAACCAGGCUCUACCACUGGAUAUGAUGGUUGGAAGAUGAGCUUAAAGUACAAGCUUGCCAACUACAGACGGAAGCUGAAGCGGCUUGGAUGCCCAGAGGUUGAACUGAACUCCCUAAACAAUAAACCUGCAGACAAAUGUAGUCCUGCUUUUGGUGUUAAGAAGCCAAGAAAAGCUGAGGUGAAUUACUGCCCUGCCUUCCCAUCUGGUGAGUCUGUAGAGACGCUUGAAAAGAUGAGAGAGACCCUUCUUUCAGAAGUAAAGAAAAGGAACAAUGAGGACACAGUAGCAGCCAUGAUGGACAAAACCUUUGCACACAGAAGGCAAGAAGUUGUUCGGGACGCACCCAUGAUUGCUCAUUUCAAAACAAGAUGGCCAGCUCUCUUCUGUAUACGUGAGGUAACUGCAGAAUUCAAGAGGAUUACAACAGUCAGUCUUGUGUCGAAGUUCUUCUCUGGGCUGGAUGCUCACUCUUCAGACUUAAUCAGGGUGUUUGGCAAGAAAGGUGGUGCUCAAGGAAGGAAGAUCAGGAGCAUCAUGGUUCCCAUAUCCCAGACCAACAUCAUUAAUGUCAGAAGAGAGUGUAUCCUCAAAGCCCUGUGUGUGUACCUCAACGAAGAGCCCAAGAAGCUGGUGAAAGAAUGCACGGAUGCAGAUGUUGAAAGCAACCAGGCUGAAAUGAAGGAGAUGACCUUUGGAAUCUAUGCCAUACGAAAAGAGGGUGCAGAGCCGGAGGAUGACCCAGACGAUGUGGGUAUCAUCUUGGAGGGUGUCCAAGUUCUGGACGAGCUGGGGAACGUCCCAUUUGCUGUUGCCAUGCUGUUCGCUCUGGUCUACGCACUCAACCUAAGCUACCCUUCAGAGCUCAGAUACACCUUCGAAGCUUUGCAGAAGAUCAUCAUGGAGCUUGAUGGAAACAGACUCUCGAGAAAAGCUCAAACACUGAAAACCCUGCUUUCACGUAAGUCAUCCACUGUAGAGUGACCAACAGGUCAACCGUUGCUCUUUGAGAGAUAGAAAAGACUUUGGCCUGAAAUGUUCCUUAGAGAAAGUAAAAAUGAACGAUGAAUGAAUGAGUGUUUUCAAAAGCAAUUGUUGCAUGCAGAAACAGUUCUGUUUAGUACUUCCAAUGUUGCACAGUGCUGCUUUUUCAGUUCUUCCUCACGUUUUUCCUUUGCCAUCAGUUGCCAGGGAUGCAUCUGCACAUACACUUUGUAAACUUUUGUUUGGUUUAUUGGUAAGCUGUACAUUAUAGAAGUCUUCUGUAUUUCUGCCAGGAAAAAAAGGGAAAUUGAAAAUCAAAAUUGUAAGAUACUUGGCCAUUGUUAUGAGUUAACAAUAAUAUUUUUCAACCAAGGCUUCUACCUUAUUUUCUAUUGAUGCAUUUUAUGUAAUGAAAACAUUUUGACUGUUUAGGCUGGAUGUGGAAGGUUAACAGGGGGCAGGUUCAAAUAGUGGGCCCCAAUUUUCUAACCUGACAUAUUCUUGCUUGUCUGCCUCUUCAGGUUGAAUCACUCUGCUGUAUUUUCACAUGAGCAUGUUUUCCAGCAGCUGUUGAAAGUCAUUCUUUGCCUUUCCUAAAUACAGUCGUGUUCCAACAAA